AUGGAUCCUUUUACCGCUAAGCAUCUGAAGAUUAUGAAACGUAACAACAUCAAAGAUUUUGUAAUUCAUGGCGCCGUUCUGGGCGUGACAAACAUGAUGGUUCUGACUACUAGCGAAACAUCUGUGCAACUUAGAAUGAUGCGGUUCAGUCAGGGACCAACACUUACUUUUCGAGUGCCUGAAUAUUCCUUGUCGCGGCACAUACUUUCCACCCAGAAAAGGCCGCUGAUUCAUCAAAAACUAUUCGAUAAGCCUCCCCUAGUCGUGAUGAAUGGCUUCAACCAGAGUGGUAAGAAGCAUCUGCUUUUGGUGGAGACGUUCAUACAGAACAUGUUCCCGUCUAUAAAUAUUGAUACGGUGAGUAUAUACUUGUUCUUAACUAGUGCCAUAUAAAG
Molecule: messenger RNA, 395 nt
Organism: Cylicostephanus goldi
Lineage: Eukaryota; Metazoa; Nematoda; Chromadorea; Rhabditida; Strongylidae
Source: the annotation of a GenBank genome assembly